Molecule: messenger RNA, 2764 nt
Organism: Daphnia pulex (common water flea)
Lineage: Eukaryota; Metazoa; Arthropoda; Branchiopoda; Diplostraca; Daphniidae
Product: ABC transporter G family member 20-like
Exons: 11
Coding region: 344-2626 (760 amino acids)
Biological process (GO): transmembrane transport
Cellular component (GO): membrane; ATP-binding cassette (ABC) transporter complex
Molecular function (GO): ATP hydrolysis activity; ABC-type transporter activity; ATP binding
Source: RefSeq, a predicted model, not a curated record
GACUCUCGAGUAAGCUUCAGUAGUCCAUCGCCAUUCAGUACAUUCACUGUCCAUUUUAAAAACUGUUGUCUGAACCGCGUUGUCUGAUACAUAUCUAUUGAAAAGAAAACAGGGGAUAGACUAAGACAAUUAAUACAGUUUCACAAGAGUUAAAUCAUUCAGCCCUAUUUGAAGAAGAACUGCUGUAUUUAAUUUAGUACACACUCACUUGUUUAAUCUCCCUGUAUAUAACACAGCUACCGCUUUAGUUUCACAUUACCUGAAGCUCUUGCUAUAUUUAUUCUUUCAGCUGAAACAGCCAAAGAAUAUCUUAUCUUUCGAAGAAUCUAGAAUUUGUUUGGUGAUGGCGGCAAAUGUCGAAUUCGUUUCAUCGCAUCAGCUCAGAAAUAAUGAAACGACCUGCAAAACAAGCGAUUGCGGCCAAGGUAUUCUAAUCCGCAAUGCAACUAAAAUCUAUGGCGUUGGAAAGAAGCGCUGUACCGUGCUUAACGGAAUAGACAUGAGCGUCAAGAAAGGAACUAUAUACGGUUUACUUGGAGCUAGUGGCUGUGGUAAGACGACCCUGUUGAGUUGCCUCAUCGGACGUCGCCGACUGGAUAGCGGAGACAUUCUCGUCCUAGGACAUACGCCUGGAUCACCGGAAAGCGGAAUACCCGGUCCAAGGGUCGGCUACAUGCCGCAAGAACUGGCCUUGUUCGAUUACUUCAGCAUCAAAGAAACGCUCCACUAUUUCGGCCGCAUCUACAAUUUGAAAACGGAUUUCGUCGACUCGCAAUUGGAGUUUCUGUUGAAAUUGUUGGAUCUCCCCCCGAGUCAUCGUUACGUCGGGACGUUGAGUGGUGGCCAGCAAAGACGCGUCUCCUUUGCUGUCGCCCUUUUCCACGAACCGGAGCUGCUCAUCUUGGACGAGCCAACGGUUGGCGUUGAUCCUCUACUCCGGCACAGCAUCUGGAAUCAUCUUGUCCGCCAGAGUGUCGACCAUGGAAGAACAGUGAUAGUCACCACUCACUACAUCGAAGAAGCUCGACUAGCCGACACGAUUGGGUUGAUGCGAUCCGGUCGCUUGCUGGCUGAAGACUCUCCGGAUAAUCUUUUACGGGAGUACAACCUGUCAUCAUUGGAGGAUGUUUUCUUGAAACUUUGUAUGGCAGACUUUGGUAACGAAGAGAAAAUUAAUACCGGAGCUCAGUCAUUAUGCCAGCUAUCAGGAGGCAUCGAUAACGUGGCCUUCCAUGCUAGUAAAAGUGAACUGGACAUAUCUGGAACGGGUCAUUUGCAACAGAUGGAACUAAAUCUUCAACACAGUAAAACUAAAACCCCGAUUGCUUUCACGAAUAAAAAAAGUGGUUUCAUCAAUUCCAACAGCGAAGCACGCAAACGACCAAAGCUAAUCUGCAGCAAGUCCGUCCUACCAUCGUCUAAUCGACUGAAUGCACUUAUUCAAAAGAAUUUCUUACAAAUGUUUCGAAAUAUCGGAAUGUUGUUUUUUAUCUUCCUCAUCCCAGCUAUUCAAGUAAUCCUCUCGUGUCUGUCAUUGGGGGGAGAUCCAUCUUAUCUCAAAUUGGCCAUCGUUAACGACGAGCUGGAUCCGAGUCAGGAUCGUAUCUGCAACUACACGACGACCUGCACUUAUUCCAUGUUCAGUUGUCGCUAUCUUCGGUUUAUAGACAACACGACGGUCAUCCAGGUGCCAUUUCAAAGUGUAUCGGAAGCUCUGGACGCGGUGAAAAGAGGGAAAGUGUGGGGCGUGGUCCACUUCCCUCAGAAUUUCACGGACGAGUUGGUGGUCCGACGGGCGGAUGGAAAAUUUGCGGACAAGGAAACGAUCCUCGCCAGUCGCAUUGCCAUUACUCUCGAUUCUUCCAGCCAGCAGAUUUCACUGAGUCUGAAACAGAGUCUGAUUGAGGCGUUUGAAGACUUCAGCAAAAACAUUUUGGCGGCGUGUUCUUACGAACCAACAGCCCUGGGAAUUCCCGUCACGUUUUUAGAUCCGAUUUUUGGUGAAAACGAGCCGUCUUUCGUGGAGUUUAUUACGCCCGGAAUCAUCCUGACGACUAUUUAUUUGAUUGCCGUCGCCCUUACCACUGCUGUUUUUCUCAGCGAGAGAAAGUCGGGACUCUUUGAUCGCAGCAUAGUUGCCGGUGUCCAGAUGUCUGAAUUUAUGAUUGCUCACGUUGUCAACCAACUUAUUGUGCUGAUCGGUCAGACGAUUUUCGUCUACAUAUUUGCGCUCCUCGUCUUCAAGAUUUCCUUCCACGGCAGUUUAGCCCUGGCCGUCCUCAUCACUCUCCUUCAAGGACUCUGUGGCAUGUCCUUGGGUUUGAUGAUUACAUCUCUCUGUGACGAGUUGACUAGCGCCAUCCAACUGUCUCUUGGUAGCAUUUAUGUCAACCUCUUUGUAAGCGGAGUCCUGUGGCCCACAGAGGGGAUGCCAGUCUACCUGCGCUACUUCUGUUUCCUGAUGCCGCAAACGUACGCCAUCGAAUCGCUGAGAAACAUUUUCAGUCGAGGGUGGGGCAUUGAACGACCCGAGAUUUUCUGGGGCAUCUUGAUCAGCUCCGGUUGGAUAUUCGCCUUUCUUGGCUUGGCUCUCGUUAUUGGACGCAUCCGCAAAUACACAGGCUAAUGAUGGGCGUCGAUUGUGAUUUGAAAGAAACUAAAGAUGUUUCCCAGCAAAUGAUGCGCAAAGAAGAGAACCGAUUUUAGCAUUUAACGUAAUAAUUGCCAAAGUUGUAGUACAAAAUACAUUGGUGGCAACUGGCAA